AUGCACCGCCAACAACAAAAGCCUCAUACUAGAGGCACUACUAAUACUUCACCGCCAUCCACGAAACGGCCUCCUUUACACCGCCAUACCUCUUCUCCUGUUGCUAAAACUACACCUACACCUACUCCUACUCCUGCUCCCUCUCCUACAUCGCCUACCCCUAAAAAAGGCUCGGCUAUCAAGCCCCAACGACCCGCCCUUUAUCACCGCAAAACCGCUUCAGCUCAUUUCCAUCAUCCUCAACGAAACAAAUCCCAUCAAUCACUUGGAAGAUUAUUAGGGGCAGGAUCUGGUCCUGCCAGUUAUUCUGUCAAACCAGAAGUCGAACAUUUUGAGAUGGCGACUAGUUUUUUACAAUAUUGCGCCAUGUGUGAGAAACAGAUAACGGUGCCCAGCAACUCGGUUCUGUACUGCAGUGAAAGCUGCCGUCGCAAAGACUCUUGCAAACCUCUCUCAGCUUCUUCAUAUACAUACACAAUGACCUCCUCCCCUUCAUCACCCAUCAACAUCGACACCUCAUCAUCAAUAAUGUCUACCACACCAACCUCAAAACCAAUUCCAGUAUCCCGCCCUCUGGUCGCAAGGAUACCUUCCGACCUCCACGACGCCAAAUCGGAUCUUGAUCCCACCGAAUGGAAACCCAUUAUAUCCGGCGGUAACCAUCGACACGGUCGAGACGGGUCGUCGACCUCGCUCGCAUCGAGCGAUGCAUGGAACUAUCUUUCUCAGUUCCAUCAUCCGCGCGGCCAAGACGAGAGGAUCUCUUCAUCGACUCCGUCGUCGUCAAUGCCACUAUUCCGUCGUCCGCCGACGGCUCGGAAUAGUACCUCCAGUCUAUCGACGAUGGCGCCUUCGCUCGUUAAUACGCCGAGCACGACCACCGCCUCGUCCUCUGUGACUGGUAGUCCGCCUUCGUCGUCAUCCAUGUCCUCUGCAUCGGAAUACAUUAGUGCCGCUAUUCCGUCCUAUGGAGGAUACGGCAACUAUACUAGUACUUCAGAGAUGGCGGUAGCUGGCAUGAUGGAUCCCAGUCGUCCUCUACCGCCUCGACACAACCCUUCCUUCUCGAAUGGUGGUGCCGGCGCCACUAAAGGGGUCGAAUUGGUUGUGCCGCAUAUCAUGGCCUCGGCUGAGGAGGAGGAUGGGCAUGUCCAGGAGGGGAUUUGGAUGAGAGUUUAG
Messenger RNA from Talaromyces stipitatus ATCC 10500, 1179 nucleotides. RefSeq lists its product as uncharacterized. The transcript is spliced from 3 exons. Lineage: Eukaryota; Fungi; Ascomycota; Eurotiomycetes; Eurotiales; Trichocomaceae. Bases 1 to 1179 code for a protein of 392 amino acids. The record is from RefSeq and is a predicted model, not a curated record.